CUGUACGUUGUACUGUCAAUAACAAUAAGUAAACAAGCUGUCUGUUUACUUUUUAAUGAUAAGUAUAUUUUAGGAAGUAAUGGAAUAAAAAACUGAUUUAAAACAAUCAAUGGUUGAACCAAUAUUUGAUUACCAAUUCCGUCUAAUUUUAAUUGGUGACAGUACAGUAGGAAAAAGUUCCCUACUGAAAUAUUUUACCGAUGGGAAGUUUGCAGAGGUUUCAGACCCAACAGUCGGUGUUGACUUUUUCGCCAGACUUAUUGAAGUUGGAGAUGGAACCAGAAUAAAACUUCAACUUUGGGACACUGCAGGACAAGAAAGAUUUCGCUCAAUAACCAAGUCCUACUAUAGAAACUCAGUGGGUGCUUUACUAAUUUAUGACAUUUGCAACCGAGCCAGUUUUGAACAUAUUCCAGUAUGGAUGUCUGAAGCAAAAAGACAUAUAGAGCCUCAUAGACCAGUGUUUGCUCUUGUUGGCUGUAAAUUGGACCUUGUAAAUAAUGGAGGAAGAAGAGAAGUAUCUAAAGAGGAAGCAAAAAGUUUUGCAGACCAAUAUGAUACAGUUCAUGUGGAAACAUCAGCAAAGAAUGGCAUAAAUGUAGAAGAAGCUUUCCGUUCUGUUACCCAAGAAGUUUACAAUAGAAUACAGACAGGUGAAUAUAAAAUCCAGGAUGGGUGGGAUGGGAUAAAGACUGGAUUUACAAGACCUAAUGGGCUAGAUUUUAAUUUAGUGGAAGCUGAACCUGCCAAAGCUCCGUGUUGUUAAUGUUUAUUAUUAUCAUUAAAUUAUCUUUAAGUUAAUUAAAGUCUCCAUUAUUUGAUUUGUAAUAACACAAAUCUGACACAUUAAUUCUUUUUUUAAUUGUAUUUGAACAUGAUAUUCAC
Molecule: messenger RNA, 885 nt
Organism: Agrilus planipennis (emerald ash borer)
Lineage: Eukaryota; Metazoa; Arthropoda; Insecta; Coleoptera; Buprestidae
Gene: Rab39
Product: ras-related protein Rab-39B
Exons: 3
Coding region: 110-766 (218 amino acids)
Biological process (GO): Rab protein signal transduction
Cellular component (GO): Golgi membrane
Molecular function (GO): GTP binding; GTPase activity
Source: RefSeq, a predicted model, not a curated record